AUGCAAUGCCGCCAACUAUGUCGAACUCCAUUUAUGGCGAAGGGACCACUUUGCGACCCAAAGUUGUUUCGUCUUGCUGCUACCAAAAUCAAGAGCCUUGGAAGCGAAAUCUACGAUGCCCUCUUUAAGAAGGUUAUAAUGCUGUUCUUGGUGUUUCAACGUCGUGACGUCGUACAUGGCAUCGACGAAUUUUCUGCUGAAUCACAACAAGAACGGCUGGGCGAUGACGGUGCUCCGUUGCUCUGCGUUGAGACUGAUUUUGCAGCCGAGUUACCCCAGUUAUCUGGAAUAUUGACAGACCCGAUGGUUUUCCGUGAUCGAGAACGCGCCAUGUUCGUGAAUCUGUUUGCUUUCCAAAGUUGGAUCGAAUCCGCAGCUCUGCUUCUAAAGGUAUGCGACAGAAGAUAUCGGUAUAGAAUGGAUUUUGAUGAAGUGGUUCGCGCGAUACCUGAUUAA
Molecule: messenger RNA, 456 nt
Organism: Soboliphyme baturini
Lineage: Eukaryota; Metazoa; Nematoda; Enoplea; Dioctophymatida; Soboliphymatidae
Source: the annotation of a GenBank genome assembly